AUGUUACUGAAUGUAGUGUCGAAACAAAUCUUUAUUCUUGUUAUAUUGCGGUAUUCUGUUUGUUCGCAACAAUGGGACAGCGGUUUGCGUCAAAGAUACGAUGGCUACGGAGAGGAUUGGAUUUUUAUGCCUGACGGCAAUGGACAGCCUCAAGUAGCAGUGUUAAAGGUCCAAGACAACGAAAGGAGAGGCAUAUUAGAUUCAGAAAUAGCUUACAUAAUUUACACUCGAUCUAAUCCGGAAAAAGGCACACGAGUGACUCUAAAUAAUACCUCGAAUCUUGCUGGCUCCGACUUCAAAUCCUCACGAAAAACGAAAUUCAUAACGCAUGGAUGGAAAUCGAGCGCUUUGAGUUCCGCGCUUCUCAACAUGAAAGAAGCUUUUCUCACUCACGGCGAUUACAACGUCAUUCUUGUGGAUUGGGAACCGUUGGCUGCGAGCACAUUUUACUUGGGACCGAUGUAUAACACCGUAAACGUCGGGACUAAUGCCGCUAACUUUAUAGACUUUUUAGUGAGAGAAACUGGACUGAAAACGGAAGAUGUUCAUUUUAUCGGUCAUUCCCUUGGUGCACACGUGGCUGGGAACGCGGGCGGUGCGACGACUUCUGGGAAAUUGAGCAGAGUAACAGGUUUGGAUCCAGCGUUGCCGGGAUUCCACAUACUCGCCUCUGAGAAAACUCGCUUGGAUCCUACAGAUGCAGUAUUCGUCGACGUCAUACACUCCUGCGGUGGUGUGUUAGGCUAUCUUCAACCGCUUGGAAAAGCAGACUUUUAUCCAAAUGCUGGUACAGCGAUUCAACCUGGAUGCUGCUGCGUCCCUGAGAUAAUGGAGGCUUGCAGUCAUGGGCGGUCAUAUGCAUACUUCACGGAAAGUAUAAAUUCGAAAACAGGACUAGCGGCUAAGAAAUGCGACAACUGGAAUUCAUACAUAAGCGGCAAAUGUACCAAUUCGCAAGUAGUGUUCAUGGGAGAGCAUGUUGAACAGACUGUCGAGGGUCUAUUUUUUCUUAAAACGAGAUCGAAUCCGCCUUACGCGCAUGUAUCAGAAGUAACCGACAAUAAUGUUUAAAUGAAAAUUAUGUACAAGCAAUCAUAUCUUUUCAAGAUACGUAUUUCGAAAUAAUUCCUGUUACCUUGGAUUUCACUUGUGGAUAAUAGCGAAAAUAACAAAUA
Messenger RNA from Cyphomyrmex costatus, 1175 nucleotides. Its product is annotated as pancreatic triacylglycerol lipase. Gene Ontology annotation, biological process: lipid catabolic process. Bases 1 to 1071 code for a protein of 356 amino acids. Gene Ontology annotation, molecular function: lipase activity; serine hydrolase activity. Lineage: Eukaryota; Metazoa; Arthropoda; Insecta; Hymenoptera; Formicidae. The record is from RefSeq and is a predicted model, not a curated record. The transcript is spliced from 5 exons.